Molecule: messenger RNA, 1096 nt
Organism: Colletotrichum godetiae
Lineage: Eukaryota; Fungi; Ascomycota; Sordariomycetes; Glomerellales; Glomerellaceae
Exons: 1
Coding region: 108-923 (271 amino acids)
Source: RefSeq, a predicted model, not a curated record
CGAGCGAAAAGGAGCGCUGCAACGACCUUCGAGUUGCUCCCAGAAACUUAAUCUACUAUAGCUACAAUCCUCACAACUUUCAUGGGGCUACAAUAGCAGAGUGUUCUAUGACCACGUCCUUCGUCGACGUCCAAGUCUCAUGCUUUGGUUGGGACUGCGGGGUCGUAGCGAUGCGACCGUCGGCACUAACGCCAGAAGUAGGCCGGAAUGCAAACACGACCUUCUUUGAUGGCUGUCCCGCAGUAGAAUAUAGUGUAGGGAUAUGGUUUUUCAGCUAUUUCCAGACUAUGACUAAGGCCGUGUUUAAGCACUUUGAGACUUCGAUUUCUGUCGUACAGUCGUACUCGGUCGAUCCUAGUUUGGGGUUAAAUGUCUCGGCAUUCUGGGAACUUCCACCGGUUUACACGGUGGGACAAGAGUUGUUUUCGAUCCGCCUGGGGCAGCUUCUGAACACCUACUGGUGGGCCAUGAUUGGCCAAGAGCCGUUAUUCCUAGGCCACCCCGAGAACUACGACAGCUUGACGAAAUGGAAAGCGGGACUACCGGAGCACCCGAUAAACGACAAGUAUGUGUUCUCGAAGACACAAGCCACUGUCUACGUUAGUGUCAACGUCCUACGAUGUAACAAGACUUGGAUGGCCGUUCUCAUCAUGGCAACUUUGGUGUUGCUGCUCACGGCAAUCUUGGACUUGGCGCUGAGCCUGAACAUCUGGGUCCCGAAGCUCCUCAUGAACAUGUCGACUUUGACGAGGGGUAACCCCAACUUUGACAUGCCGGCCGGCGGCGGCGCGCUUUCAGACGAGACCAUAGCUAAGCUUUUGGCCAAUGUCAAAGUCAGGUUUGGAGACGCUGAGGGGAUGGAUGAUUCUAAUGGUCUCAUCGUUGGGAGUUGCGUAGAACAUGGGGUCGCGUAUCUAAAUUGACGGAGGGGAAACUUUACGCUUGACGGCUUUGCCCAGAUAACAUGACAGAUUCAUCUUUCCCUUUACCAGGCAAGGACUAAUGAUGGAAUCUUGCAAGCGGGGUGGUGUCUUGAUAUGAUGCGAAGCGAUGUUCAGGUUGAGACUCCAUGGUGCCCCUCCGUCGUCAUGCUGUU